AUGUUCAAGACCAGCAUUAUCGGCGUGGAUCGAGCAAUGCAGUGGGCCCGGUUGGCGAGGCGCGAGUGGGGCGACAUUUUCGACAUCUUGAAGCGCCCGAGGCUGGUGAAAGCCAGCUGUAACAGGAAAGUGUUCAUGGUGGGCGGGCUUAGAAGCUCAUACGGGCUGCAGAGCGAAUGCUCAACUAUCUUGAUACUGAGAUUGGAUUUGGAGAACCUCGAGUGGGAAGAGGCUGGCCGGAUGCCGUUGGAAAUGUAUCGGUGUUUUGUUGAAAGUAGUAAGUUUAAGGUGUUUGGUGGUGGGGGUAGGGUUUGUUUUUCGGCGAAAAGGGUCGGGAGAUUGGCUCUGUGGGAAGAGAAGGGCAAUGGGAAGGCGGAUUGGAUGUGGGUCGAUGGCGGGCCGGGCAGUGGGGAUGGGCUUUGCCGAGGGUUCACGUUCGAGGCUAGGCUCGAUGCUGUUCCGUAG
This is a messenger RNA of Striga asiatica, 465 nucleotides long. The record is from the annotation of a GenBank genome assembly. Lineage: Eukaryota; Viridiplantae; Streptophyta; Magnoliopsida; Lamiales; Orobanchaceae.